UAGCCCACUGCUGGUGGUCACGGCAAGUGCCAGUAUCAAUUUUGUUCGGUUCAUAAAAGCAUCGCAGUAGCAACGGUUUUAUAGUAUGACGCAGAUCAGUGGUCGCUGAGAGCAAAAUUCAAAUAAAGUUUUACUAUAAACGCGCGUAGAUGAGUAAGCCGCAGUAGUAAAUUCAAAGAAAAGAAAAAAAAAACAAAAAUCGCGCGCUGAAAAAUCAAUAAUAUUAUAAAUAAAUAAAUAAAAGCAAAUAAAUUCAAAACAAAAAAAAAAAAAAUACAAAAUAAGAGUUAGUGAUCUGAAGAGAUAGUAAAUUGUGAGAAAUAAAGUUUAAAAACAAAUAAAAAAUAAAUUAAAUUAAAAACAAAUAUUUUUAUUGCGCCAAUGUGACGUAUGAAACUCAAAGUGAAACUUUUAUUGAAACUUAUAAACGCAAGCAUACUUUAAACGCGAAAAAGAAAAUGCACUUAAAUAAAUAUUGGUGAAAAUCAUCAAAAUUUCGCGCUAAAACGUGUUUGGAUAAAAAAAAGUCUAUUUAAAUGACAAAAGCAGAAUUUGUGUUGCCAGACGGUUUUGGUCCAAAGUUUACAAAACGCUACAACUUCGAAGCAAACGCAAUUCAAAGUGAAACAAAAAACCGUUAGAAAACGCAUGUGAAAACACACGCUGAAUGCGCGCAACCCAGUGAAGUACAACAAUUUCUUAACUUAUUUGGUUCUAAAAAUCCGCAAAGCUGAAGAUAAAAACUACGCCCAGUAAUCCCUCCGCCGCCGCCGCAGCCGCCCUCGCUUCGAAUAAUAUUGCGCCAUUACAACCACAUACGGGAAGAGUUCAUAACGGUGCAGAUAGCUACCACCUACCGACGCAGACGCAGCCACCGUCGCUGGCUGUACCCAACAACACCAACGUGGCUGCCGUUGGUUGUCUUCGGUCCAUUUCUUCCGCCACCGUUUAUCCGAACGCCGCCAAAAUUGCUCCUUACCAAAGACGCAUGCAUUUGCCGAGCGCAUCGGCUGCGGUCUACAGCGGCGGCUCAACGUCUGGCGGACUCGUCGGCCUCGGCAGUGGCGGUGGCGCUGGCGGCGGCGUUGCAGGUGUCGGUAUUGGCAUUGGUGUUGGUAUCGACGAUGCCGUCGGCCAUAAUGUUUGCAGUCUGAUUGGCAAUGGCGCCGCCGCUAUGGCCACAUCGUGUACCUCGCCAAUGCGUUGGUGUGAAGGCGCCUCAGUGCCGCAACCGUUACCACCCAGUAAUGCGAGCAUUGGCAGUAGUUCACCCAUUGGUGGCGCCAGCAAUGGCACGGUGCAUAGUAGUAAUAGUAAUACGAAUAGUAGCAGUAAUAAUAAUAAUAAUGCUAACAACAAUAACAACCACAGUAGUGGUGGCAACAAUGCCGGCUGUCAGGAUCUGUGGUGGACGGAGCGCAUGGUGGAGAUGGCACACGAGAAGUUUCCCAACGAAUUAGUACGCACCAGCAAUCCAUAUUUCUUAUGCUCCAAGCUGCCACCACACUGGCGUGCCAACAAAACGCUGCCCAACUCCUUCAAAGUGGUAGCACUCGUGGAGGUCGGCGACGGCACGACGGUGACGAUACGGGCCGGCAACGAUGAGAACUGCAGUGCGGAGCUGAAGAACUGCCAGGCGACGAUGAAGGAGCAUGUGGCCAAGUUUAAUGAUCUGCGCUUUGUGGGACGCAGCGGCCGAGGCAAAAGCUUUACGCUUACCAUCACCGUACAUACGAGUCCAAUACAGGUGGCCACCUAUGCCAAAGCUAUUAAAGUCACCGUUGAUGGUCCGCGUGAACCGCGCUCCAAGACAAGUAAGUUCGAUGUUGCUGGCCGUGGCGGGCGUUUGGUGGCGAGUAGAAAGGCACAAAUGACACGUAGAUAUUCUUCUUUCUCUAUCACUACUGCUACUACUACUACUACCACUACCAAAACUACUACUACUACUACUACACAUAGUUCCAAAAACGCUUUAAACAAGUUGCAAGUACUGGACUCACAAUCAUCGGCCGUAAAAUACCCACGAACAACCGCAACGCCCGAGCAGAGUGAUUGUGAUGAUCCCUUAAUGAAUAAUGGUCCCACCGGCGGUCUUCCAUUUCGCCCAGUAGGCAUCUUCGAUUCACCCUACCCGACGCCUUUGCGUGACUUCGAACCGCGUCGCCCCAUGCGCCAACCGCCGGCUGUGUCUUCCAGUACCAAUGCGCUGCAGCAAAUAGCCAAUCACUCAUCGCCCAAUAGCAGCCGGACAAUAAAUAACGAAAUAUAUAAACCAAAUGCGGCAGAGAUAUCAGAAGCCAAUGCACUGAUGGGCGCCGCAGAUUGGACAACCGGUUAUCCGUCGUACAAUACAAGUGCCUAUACGCCCUAUCGAACCCACAACCCCUACCAAUAUCCGCAUCACACACCGACCGCUGCCGCGCCCACCAAUCUGCCGCACUGUGGCUACGAUCCCAGCGUACCGACGACAUUAACCACCGAUCAUAGUCUUGCGGUACCCGGCAUGCUAACGGACAUGUCCUCUUUAUGUGAUUAUCCACAUAGCGGCAUGGCAGCACCCACUGGCACCUACAUGCCGCAUGCGCAAGCACCCAUUUGCAGUCCCAACCACUACGACGCCGGCAAAGGGGAGCUGGAAACUCUCAACAACACCUACCCCACAUACAAUAAUUUUGCCAACGGCUACAACAAUUACAAUUAUAGCAGUUGUGCCGCUCAAGGUGGCGGUUACCCGGGGCAAGCAGCACCCACCAUGGUGCUAUGUCCGAAAUUCUACUCACACACCGUCAAUCAGAAUGAGAUUCAUGUGCAUGUGCACGACAACUCGUUGAUCAGCUCGCUUACAGGCUACCGAUCGAGCAUAGAGAUCGGCAUUGGUACAUCGGAUCACGAAGCUUUGAGUGCACAAGGAUCGGCGCAGGCAUUACAUGACGCCCAAAUGGGUGGUGGCAGUGGCGGCGGUGACGGCGGUGUGGUCACAGCGACGGACGUUAACAGCGCAGCGGCGAUCACGAGCAGCGAACACAACCUGCAACAGCAGCAACAUCAUGACGCACAGUCGCAGGUGCAGCAGCAGCAACAACAAACACACUUGGAUGUGCCACAGGGUGAUGCGUCCGUAACGGGUGAGCCACACAGCGGCGCUCGCAACGUGGAUGUGGGCGAUUUGGGCAACGUCUGGCGUCCGUAUUGACCGGGCGGUGGUGGUGCAACCACGAAGUCUUACGUACUUGCACAUUGAACUGACUUGAAAACUGAAAUUUGGAAACAAAAACCCAAGGAUACAAUAUUUUUUUUAAUUGUAGAUAAGCGUA
This is a messenger RNA of Bactrocera neohumeralis, 3314 nucleotides long. RefSeq names its product protein lozenge. The transcript is spliced from 6 exons. Bases 989 to 3193 code for a protein of 734 amino acids. Gene Ontology annotation, cellular component: nucleus. The record is from RefSeq and is a predicted model, not a curated record. NCBI's taxonomy places the organism in Eukaryota, Metazoa, Arthropoda, Insecta, Diptera, Tephritidae. Gene Ontology annotation, molecular function: RNA polymerase II cis-regulatory region sequence-specific DNA binding; DNA-binding transcription factor activity, RNA polymerase II-specific; ATP binding. Gene Ontology annotation, biological process: regulation of DNA-templated transcription.